Molecule: messenger RNA, 1119 nt
Organism: Cyphellophora europaea CBS 101466
Lineage: Eukaryota; Fungi; Ascomycota; Eurotiomycetes; Chaetothyriales; Cyphellophoraceae
Exons: 1
Coding region: 1-1119 (372 amino acids)
Biological process (GO): protein deneddylation
Cellular component (GO): COP9 signalosome; cytoplasm
Molecular function (GO): metallopeptidase activity; deNEDDylase activity; protein binding
Source: RefSeq, a predicted model, not a curated record
AUGGCUCCCACGGCGGCUCAGCGCACGUGGGAGGCUGAGAACGACAUCAUUACAGUCGAUCCUACCUCCAACGCACUCUACAAGCUGCCCACUCACUCUGAAUACCAGGCUCUGCAAAAUGCGCACCCAUGGCGAACGAACCCAAACUAUUUCACCCACGUCAGAAUCUCCGCCCUGGCAUUACUCAAAAUGACAACUCACGCUGCGAGUGGUGGUGAUCUUGAAAUAAUGGGCCUCAUGACCGGCUAUGUCAGUGGCACGUCCCUGAUCAUAACAGAUGCCUUCAGGCUUCCUGUUGAAGGUACCGAGACUCGUGUAAACGCUCAGGCCGACGCAGACGAAUAUAUGGUCAUGUUUGGCGAGCUGGCUCGGAAUGGAGGUGGACAACAAGAGAAUCCGAUCGGAUGGUACCACUCUCACCCUGGCUACGGCUGUUGGUUGUCCGGUAUCGACGUCUCUACCGAGAUGCUGCAGCAAUCUGUCAACGACCCAUUCGUGGCUGUUGUCAUCGAUCCCAAGCGCACGGUCUCCGCGGGCAAAGUCGAAAUUGGUGCUUUCCGCACCUAUCCUGAAGGCCAUCGUCCCGCAAACAAAGGCUUCAACGAUGACGACGAGUUCCAACCUGUCCCCGUAGACAAGCAAGAUGAUUAUGGUGCACACUCCAACUCAUACUACCCUCUCGAAGUCACGCAUUUCAAGUCUAGUCUUGACAGCCACUUGCUUGACUUGCUGUGGAACAAAUACUGGACUUCGACUCUCUCCCAGUCGCCUCUCUACACGAACCGCGACUUCUCAAACAAGCGCAUCCACGAUCAUUCCCUAAAGCUUCGUGCUGCAGCCAACAAGUACCGCUCCUCCGGACCUUCCAUGACUGCCCGCCCUCGCGAGCUUGUGAGCAGCGCUGAUGCCAACCGCAACAUCAAGGUGCAGAAUGAUGGCGAGAUGGAGAAGCUUGUCCGGACUGGCGAACGCAUUGCCGGUGAGGAGGUUGCCGGUCUUUGGGCCGAUGAGGUCAAGAAGAAGCUCUUCAUGGGUGUGGUGCAGGAGGCACGCCUGAACGCUGCCAAGCAGCAGGCGACUGCGGCCGCUGCUGGCUCGGCUGCGCAGUCUCAGGUUUGA